UAGAGUCAAGAAUAUUCUAUUACGAUCAAACUGCAUUCUUGAAUCACUCGGUUGUGCUAAAACCAACAGAAAUGACAAUUCGAGCAGAUUUGGAAAGUAUAUGCAUAUCAACUUCAAUUAUGGAGGUGAUCCCAUUGGAGGAAACAUUUCCAACUAUCUUUUGGAAAAGUCUCGUGUUGUAAGACAGCAGAUAGGCGAGCGUAAUUUCCAUUCUUUCUACCAUCUUUUGCGUGGAAUUGAUGAGGGGAAGUUAAGAAAGUUUGGUUUGGAAAGGAAUCCGAAGAAGUACUUUUAUUUGAACCAAGGAGAUAGCGACAAGGUUUCAUCCAUCGAUGAUGCUCGAGACUUCAAAGAAGUUCAAAGCUCAUUGAAGACAACUGGUUUCAGUGAAUCCGAAAUUGAAGGGGUAGGUUAUGCAACGAAGCUUUGGUCCAUAAUUGCUGGCAUUAUCCAUCUGGGCAAUCUGAACUUUGUCGAUUCUCAAUCAGCCAGUGGCGACUGUCAUGUGACCAAUAAAGAUGUUCUGCAAGAUGCCGCGAAUUGCCUGUCCGUCACCCCUCAGCAAUUACAUGGAGCCCUCACCUCUCAGGUGAUCGCCGCUCGUGAGGAUGUUGUGGCGAAAACUCACGACGUAAAUGCAGCUUUCUAUACCCGUGAUGCAUUAGCUAAG
This is a messenger RNA of Strongylus vulgaris, 670 nucleotides long. Lineage: Eukaryota; Metazoa; Nematoda; Chromadorea; Rhabditida; Strongylidae. The record is from the annotation of a GenBank genome assembly.